CUGCGAGCCGCAGGCGUUUUUCAAUGCCAGUCGGUGGUUAUGGCACCAUCCCAUGUUGCACAGAAAUGAGGCGGUGAUGUCGACUGCAUAAUUCUUCAGCUUAUUGUCAAAGCUUGCGAGCAAUCUUGGCCAUUCUCCACUCUUUUCCUCAGCAAUUACUUCAAAUCAAUUUCCAGCACAAUGGAGUCGUUCAACAAGUUCACGCAGUCGGUCAGCACCAACUGGACGCCGUUCGCCGACAAGGUUGGCAAGAGCUUCACGCAGUACAAGCAGGUAACUGCGACUGAGAAGCUGGCCAACAACGCCGAGGUCACCAGCCUGCCCAACGACUAUGUCCAGCUGGAGCAGCGCUACGAGGCUGUGCGCCAUGCGACCCAGUCGCUCGUAAAGCUGGCCAAAUCCUACACUGCCGCGCCCACGCACUACGACGUGCAGGCUCUACAAAACCAGUUGGCGAAUCUGACUGUGAAGAUUGGCGCCAAGAAUGACGCUGAGAGCGUGGCGGCGGCGGCGGCAAAGAAGGAGGACCAGACGCCCAACACGCACCAGCAUGCGAUGGCGCGCACGGCCCUGGAGGUGUCGGAGAAGGUCGGCGAUGGGAAGCUGACCCAGGACAAGACGAUUCAGGACAAGUUUGUUGCGCCUAUGAUGGCCACUAUCGAGUCGAGCAUUGCCUUGGCGCAGAACGCGCGCAAGGAGGUGCAGGCUGCCGCCUGACUCUGGACGCUGCAAAGUCGACGUUCAAGAACUCCGUGCCCAGCCGGGCUGAUGCGGCUCGCAGAGAUGUCGAGUCCGCCGAGGACCGCUUCGUGACCAUCGUUGAGGAAGCCAUGAACCUGAUGCGGGCGGUGGUCGGGUCGCCUGAGCCCCUGCGCUACCUGUCGGAACUGGUGAACGCGCAG
Messenger RNA from Linderina pennispora, 902 nucleotides. RefSeq lists its product as uncharacterized. Lineage: Eukaryota; Fungi; Kickxellomycota; Kickxellomycetes; Kickxellales; Kickxellaceae. Bases 181 to 717 code for a protein of 178 amino acids. The record is from RefSeq and is a predicted model, not a curated record. The transcript has 5 exons.